Molecule: messenger RNA, 5503 nt
Organism: Mesocricetus auratus (golden hamster)
Lineage: Eukaryota; Metazoa; Chordata; Mammalia; Rodentia; Cricetidae
Gene: Ttc33
Product: tetratricopeptide repeat domain 33
Exons: 5
Coding region: 163-951 (262 amino acids)
Molecular function (GO): protein binding
Source: RefSeq, a predicted model, not a curated record
CCCCGGACGACUUCAUGCGUUUUUAAAUAGAGAAUUAAGGAGCGCAGACAGGCAAGGCCGGGUAGAAGCCCGACGGGAUCAUUUCCGCUUCCGGUGCCAAAGGGCAAGUGGAAUGUAAACACCGGACCACGGAGUGGCUUUCAGUUCCUGAAAUUUUCCAGAAUGGCUUCCUUUGGGUGGAAGAGGAAGAUUGGUGAGAAGGUAUCGAAGGCCACGUCACAGCAGUUUGAAGCUGAAGCUGCUGAUGAGAAGGAUGCAGCUGAGAAUGAGGAUGGGAGCUGGGUUCACGCCAGCAAACGGAGGAAGGAAAGCCUCCAGGAAGGCUGCAAACAGAAGAGUAAACAGCUGAAGGAUGAAGGCGCUAGUCUUGCUGAAAAGAAAAGAUACCAGGAGGCAAUUCAGAAGUGGGAUGAAGCAUUGCAGCUCACCCCAGAUGAUGCCACCCUUUAUGAGAUGAAAUCACAGGUCCUGAUGUCUCUUCAUGAAAUGUUUCCAGCAGUACAUGCAGCAGAAAUGGCUGUUAAGCGUAACCCACACUCAUGGGAGUCUUGGCAAACUUUAGGUCGUGCUCAGCUUGGAUUAGGAGAGAUAGUUCUGGCAAUCCGAAGUUUUCAAGUAGCUCUCCACAUAUAUCCAAUGAACCCUGAAAUAUGGAAGGAGGACCUUUCUUGGGCAAGAAAGCUCCAGGAACAGCAGAAAGUAGCACAGAGGAUUGAAAAAAAAGAAAUUCCACCGGAAGGAACAGACAUCUCACCAGAGUCAAUCCCUGACUAUGACUUUGAAAGCGAUGAGAUUGUUGCUGUUUGUGCCGCUGUUGCAGAAAAACAGAAGUCUGUGUCUGCAAAUAAAACAAUGGUUAUUGUGUCAGCUUCUGGAACUGUGGAGAUAGUAAAUGAGAAGGAAGAGGGCUCUUCUACCCCAGAUGGCUCUGUCUUUAUCAAAGCCCGAUGAAGCAUACACAAUGAAAAGAUGUUUGAAUCUAGUUUUUCUUUGUUUUGUUUUUUGUUUGUUUUUUUUGUUGCUACUUAAUGCAACAAAAGAUAUCCACUUUGGCAGAGGAGGGCAAAACUUGUGUUUGUAAAUGGAGUUUUUUCAGAUGAAGCAUAUAAAAAUCAAGUAGUGGAAUUAUUCUUUAGUGAUUGGACUGUGCUUCUCUAAGCUAUUUAUACUUAAGGUGAGCAUCUUAAGUGAUGUGUUUUGACUGAUGAGCCUUUAAUUUGACUUUUGUCAAAUUACAUUUAAAGAUACAAUUUGGAAAGUGUGUUCUUGAACAUUAAUUAACUUUUGACUGGCAGUGUUAUUACAAUGUAGACUUGCAGCCUUUUGUUUUAUGAUAAAGGAAGUAUAUGAUUUCUUUUCCUCCUAGAAUUCUGCUGUUGUCUCUCCCAUUUCUCUUGCUUCACUAGUAUAAGCUUAUAUAUUUGUGACAUUCAUCUUGAUUCAAAGGUUUCAAUUGGUUAUAUUUAAAGUAUUUGAAAGUUUGCCUAAAAAUGCAUGCAGAUGUGUAUAUCCUGAACAUUUCUUUGAAUUUUUUGUUCCAAUUUGUGCUUCUGUUUUGACUUUAAAGUUAAAAAGUGGUAACUGUCUUCUUCAGUGUUUGCUACCUACAAAUACUAACCUGUCAGGAUGAUGUUUCAUUCCAUUGUUAAGGUUGAGUCCUCUUUAUCUUAUCUCCUCAUUCGUUUGUAAAGGUGAAUGGUAUUUCCAGAUUGUCAGUAAAUUCUACUGUUACAUUAUCCUGGUCAAAACAGUUUCUUUCCUUUUUUCCUUUCAAGGGGAAGGGUGUACCUAGAGCCCCCCAGCACACUACACUAGCACCCCACUGCUGAGCUAAAUGUUCUAUUUAUCUUUUUCUUAUUUUUGAAAGUAUGAAGAACCCCGAAAACAUUUAUUCCCUUUUAGGUUUUUGUUUUUGAGAGAGAAGGUCUUACUUUUAACCUAGGCUGACCUCAAGGCUGUCUUCCUGCCUCCGUGUCUGAGACUGCUGAGAAUAAAAGUAUGAGCUACUGCAGCUGGCUGGUACUUCUUGCUUGUAACUUUGCAGUGAACAGUUUAUAAACGUCUUUCUAAAUAGCUUUUUUGGAACUAUUCAGUGAAAUGAAAAAAUAGUUGCAAUUUCCAAUGGGUAUAAAGUAUGUCUCUUUAAAAGUAAAAAGGCAGAGGUAUUAGAGUGUCAGUAUAUGGCUGACAGUCAAGGAACUGGACUGUGAUGAGUAAUGUAAUUCCAUGAGUGAGCAGACAGGGCAAGAAGCAAAUGCCUGUAAUCUCAGCAUUGGCAGAGGUGAAGGCUGGAAAGUGGGAAGUUCAAGGCCAGCCUGGGUGACUUAUAGCAAGCCCUUGCCUCGGAAGAAAACAAAAACGGUAGACUAUAAAACAACAAAAGAAAAAGGUUUAUUAAAAAUCCUCAUCCACAGCCACAAACCAAUACUAUUAUUGCCGUGAAUUACUGUUUUUAUUGUAUAUACUGUAGUACAAACAUACACAACUGUCAGGCCCUGUUCUGUCUGAUACUCAGGAAGUUAUUAUUGAUGUAAUUUUUUUCCAUUAGAGAUAAAAGUUAUUUAUGUUGUGUUAUGCAAUCUUAGCAAAAACUGCUGGCAUAUAUAAGUAUGGCCAGCAUUUUUCUGAGGAUGAUAUUUUUUAGAAGUAUUUUAGGGGAAUAUUCAUUUUUUUCUUUCAGAGUUGGAGAAAUCUUCAGUUGCCUUAAAAAGUAUUUUAUUUCCCCCCUAAAUUAUACCAUCAAAAAAUCAAUCCUUGGAUAGAGAGGCCAGUUUUAGAAUGAGUUAAAACAUUUGAGGCUAGCUAGCUAGAUGGCUAGAGGAGUGUAUAUGUCACAUUUGGUAUAUUACAUAUGGGUAUCUGUUUAUUGUGUAAUUUGUGAAAAAAUAGUUUUCCCCCUGUGUUUUGGAGAUUUUCCUCUUAGAUUCUGAGACUUAGAUUUUUUUUUGUGUCAAAGUAUAUAUGAAACAUUUGCAUGGUUCCUCAUAUGUGCCUUGUUUAGUAAAUGCUAACCAUUUCUAGGAAGAUCUUGUUUUAGUUUGGGAAUACGUCUUCUCACUUCCUUCUGAUUUAAUUUUUCUUUUCUUUUUUUCAUAACCUUUUAUCUGAAUGAAGUCAUUGCUUGUGGUACUGAAAGACAGUUGUCAGAGAUUGUUCUUGGCAUGGAGUUUAUUUAUGUCUCAGCCUCAAAGAGGCAAGACCCCACAUAGCCUGUGCGCUGCUUCUAGACUGGUAAACCUGUUGUUUCAAAUGUUUUGCCUUUAGUGGGUCAUUCUAGUCUCUUUAUUAGUCAGAUAUAAGGUACAAAAUAGGCAGAAGACGUGGAGAAAAAAGAAUGAACUAUGGAGAAAGACAACUCAUUUCUCUAGACCCCAAAAGGUACGUUAGCUAACACUUCAUGCAGGAAGAGAAAACCACAUCCAUUAUUUUGCUCGGCUAUGAGGAAUGGUAUAUAAAAGUUUACUAAGCUUGUUAAUUAGAACAAUACAUUUUUAUGAAUCUGGAGAAAAAUGAUACUCGUGACAAUGAUAUAUUUAUGUUUAGUGAUCUAAACAGCAGUAUUAGUGUUAAAAUUACAUCAAAUAUGAUUUGUAUUGUUUUGGUUUCAAGGUUGCAUGGUAUAGAUACUUACCAGAGCAUUCUGCAUUGAGACCGUACCUGAAAACUUGAGACUCAUGUUACUCUCUAGAAUGCAGAUGCCUGGCUGGUAAAAUAUUGCAUCUUAAAUAUGAAACAGAAUUGAAAAGUUACAAGGGAGGCAUUUCCGAGCUCAUAUCUACUGCAGCUGGGGCCUGUGAACAAAAUAGGAUGGUGACAGUGCAACACACAAGUAUUUUAAAUUGGUCUUGUUGUUUGGCUAAAACUUAAAGAGGAGUUAAAAGGGGUUGUCUUAGAAAACUGGUGUUUCCAUGAUUGUAGCAGGACAGCACAGCCCCGUCAGUUUGCAGAUCAUGCUUUGUGCAGUGAUUCACAGGCUGGCUCCCUUCUCCCAGCAGUAAGAGUGUUAUUAAUCAGCUCUUUAAUUUCCUUCAGUCAGAAACCCUUACAAAUUCACUCUGUAAUAGACAUUCUAGGCUGUGGUUUCACAACAUAGCAUGUAUCUGAAUGAGUUAGGAGUUAACACAAGAACCACCAUCAUCAUCUUCAGUAUGUGUGUGUGUUUUUCUGAGAUGACUUUAAACCAACAAAGGGGUUUAUGAUUGGUGACAUUUUAGAAUACAGGAACUGACUUUUUAAACCAGUAAUAAAACAUGACCAUCGGUAAAUGACCUCUUUAUCCAUGUAAGUUAAAGUGAAAUGAAGGAGGGUAACAUCUGAAGUCGUGUACUACAAUGGCCCUUUAGCUAGUAUACAGUACCUCAGUGAGUAUCUUGUGUGAGGUCCCUGUAUUGUACUUGGAGAGCAGUGGGAAAGCUGAUAAAUGUGCACUAACUUUGUUGGGAAAACAGAUUAGGCAGGGAUGAAUUUCUUUCAUCCUGCUUCUUAGAACAUCCGUUAGUCAAGGAAUCCGGAUCCCCUUCCACCUCCCAAGGAGAGAAGGCGCAUAGGAAACAGGACUGGGCAUGGUGGCCCCUUUCUGUGGGUUGGUCAUGCCUCCUUCCAGCUGUAUUGUGAAUCUUGCAGUGAACGGGAGACCUGAGGUUCAGAACUGCCCACAGCUCGGUGAGGCCUCUCUAGUUCUGGGUUCAGUGUUACUUGGUCAUGACAUGCAGUCAUCUGGUGUAAUCUCCAUGUCUCCAACUUGCCUCUUAAGUAGUUAGGCCACAAGGGAGCCCUUAAGCCCUAAUAAAGAUUUGAGUAUAUUCCACAGUAAGUGUGAAAUUUAGUGAAAACAGAAUUUAAAAAUCCUAAUUUUGGCUUUUUUUUUAGGUUGUGGAGAUUUUAUUAAAAAUAAAUAAUGUUUGUUACAAGGCAACAGGAAAUUUGCUUAUAUUAUUUAAAGGUCUACAUCUUUCAACCACAAAGUUGAAAGAAGGAAUGUGGAAUGAGUUAUGGUAUCCUCUACCCUCUUCUGCCAAUUUUAAGUAAUUAUAGUUUAGAUAUAGGAAAAGGCAGCCACUUUAAGUUUGCAGUUUGAAAAGUUCUUGACAAAUGUGUGAAUAUCCACUUACCUGUCUCUGCCAUUGUGAGUAGUCCUGUGCCUACCUAAAAAGUCUCUAAAAGUCUUAAGCACUCUAGUUCACCUCUACCCCAGUACCCUGCUCUAGUCAAUGACUUAUCUGCUCUUUGUGACUGUAAAUUAGAUUUUUCUUUUAUGGAAUUAUAAAUAAACAGAUCGUAUGGUAUAUACUCUCAUGUCUGGCAUAUUUUGCUUAGUACAGUGUAUUUGAAGUUCUCCAUGCUCAGAUUGAUCCAUGUUUUUUCAUAUGUUAGUAGUAUGUUCUGUUCUUUUCCUUAGUGUUCUGUUGAAGGAAUAUACCAAAUUUGUUUAACUAUUGGUAAUGAACAUUUAGAUUGUUUCGGGUUUGGCUUUUCUAUGAAUAAAGCUGCUAUGUACACAUGA